Micromonas pusilla CCMP1545 is the source of this 1542-nucleotide messenger RNA. Its product is annotated as ATP-binding cassette superfamily. The record is from RefSeq and is a predicted model, not a curated record. Gene Ontology annotation, biological process: transmembrane transport. The transcript has 4 exons. Gene Ontology annotation, cellular component: membrane. Gene Ontology annotation, molecular function: ATP hydrolysis activity; ATP binding; ABC-type transporter activity. The annotation marks the transcript as partial. Lineage: Eukaryota; Viridiplantae; Chlorophyta; Mamiellophyceae; Mamiellales; Mamiellaceae.
GUCACGGGCACGGUGUACUCCGGGGAUCUGUGCGCGGUCAUGGGCCCGAGCGGCGCGGGGAAGACGACCCUCCUCGACGUCGUGAGCAAGCGAAAGACCGAGGGAAAAGUCUACUUCGACGGCGCCGUCCCGUCCACGUCCACGGUCAAGAAGUACACCGCGUACAUCCAGCAGCAAGACUGCUUCUUCGGCGGCGCCACCGUCCACGAGACCAUCCUCUUCGCGGCGAUGGCGAAGCUUCCCAAGCGCGACGAAGCGUCGCGAGCGGAGGACCUCGACGACAAGCGCCGCCGCGUCGACGAAGUCAUCAAGCAGCUCAACCUCACUCGAUGCGCGGACACGUACAUGGGCAACCGUCUCAUCCGCGGCGUCAGCGGCGGCGAGAUGAAGCGCACCGCGGUGGCGUGCGCUAUGCUCAUCUCGCCGAGGUGCAUGUUCCUCGACGAGCCGACGUCGGGGCUCGACAGCGCGAUGGCGCAGGAGGUGGUGAUGAACCUGCGCGCGCUGCAGCGGAAGCAGGGGUGCACGUUCGUGGUGACGAUCCACCAGCCCGCGCCCGCGGUGUUCGACGCGUUCGACUCGCUGGUGCUGCUGAACUACGGAAGGCUCGCGUACUGGGGGCCCGGACGCGCGGCGCCGUUGGAUUUCUUCGCCGAGCAGGGGUUCCCGUAUCGCGCCGGGUACAACGCGGCGGAGUAUCUCAUCGACACGCUCAACACGCACGAUAAGGAGACGGGCGGGACGCACGACUUCGAGAAGUACUACGAGGAGUCGCCGCUGCGCGCCGCGAACGUCGCGAGCGUGAAGGACGCGAACGUGAACGGCUUCAGAGAGCUCGCGGUGGAAUCCUCCGCGCACGACACCAAGGCGAGCAAGUUCGCCAACGGCAACGCGAGAGAGCUGUGGGUGCUGCUGCGGUACAAGGGAAUUCCGCGGAUGAAGCACCCGAUCUUCGUCGUCACGCGGUUGGGGCUUUACGUCCUCCUCGCGGGUCUGCUGUCGAGCUUUUUCUACGGCCAGGACCGCAAUAUCGGCGGCAUCCUUAACACGACGGGCAUCCUCUUCAUCGCCGUCAUCGUGCCGUGCUUCAUGGCGCAGGCGCGUUCUGUCUUCGUCGAGGAGAUGAAGUUCGACCGCGAGGUGUACACCCGGGAGUUCAACGACGCGUACUACCGCGCCGGAAAUUACGUCGCGCAGAGGAUCUUGGUCGAGCUCCCGAUGCUCGUCGUCGCCGGCGGGUCGUUCGCCGCGAUACUCUACUACUCCGUCGGAUUGGCGGACGAUUGGGAGCGGUUUUUGUUCUUCUUCCUCGCCAACGUCGUCAACUUCGCGAUCGCGAUGCUCAUCGGGUUCAGCAUCGCGAGCGGGAUAAGCGGCGAGGUAGGGCCCGCGGUGUUCCUCCCCGUGUUCACGACCCUGAACAUGCUCGUCGGUGGGUUCUUCAUCCGCAAGGCGACGAUUCACGUCGUGUGGAAGUGGCUCUACUGGAUCUCGUUCAUACAGUGGACGUGGUCCGCGCUCAUGGUCAACGAGUUCGAGGCC